Molecule: messenger RNA, 1408 nt
Organism: Impatiens glandulifera
Lineage: Eukaryota; Viridiplantae; Streptophyta; Magnoliopsida; Ericales; Balsaminaceae
Product: putative cyclin-D6-1
Exons: 5
Coding region: 293-1240 (315 amino acids)
Biological process (GO): regulation of cyclin-dependent protein serine/threonine kinase activity; mitotic cell cycle phase transition
Cellular component (GO): cyclin-dependent protein kinase holoenzyme complex; nucleus; cytoplasm
Molecular function (GO): cyclin-dependent protein serine/threonine kinase regulator activity
Source: RefSeq, a predicted model, not a curated record
CUCCCCUUCCUCUCAAAUUCUCCUUCCCGAUGAGAGAGAAAAAUGGCAGAUGCCAAUGCAAAAAAGAUUAUUACAGAAGAAAGAGAAAACAAAAUCAGAAGAGAGAGAAAGACUCAGAAACAAACAGAGUGAAGUUGAAGUCUCUCUACGGCCCCUCUUUAAGUAAGAUAGCGAACUCUCACCUUUUCUUCUUAUCAUUUCAUUUACUUCCCCUCUCUCUCUCUCUCCAUCGUUUCCAUCUAUAUCAUCAAAUCCGCCAUUUUAGACCAAGUUCUUUCUCAUAAACAAUUCAAUGGAAGAAUUCGAUAUCGAAAAUCCUCUCAGCCUACAUCUAAACGACCAAAUCUCAUCCCUAUUUGAAAUCGAAUCAGAUCAUAUCCCAUCUCAUAACUAUUCACAAAUUCUUAAAACCACUUCUGUUCGUCGUGAAUCAAUCUCUCUCAUUUCCCAUUACUGUUCUAAUUUCACCCCUUAUCUUUCUUAUCUCGCCAUUACUUAUCUCGACCGUUUUCUCUCCAAUCAAGGCAUUCCGGAAAGUAAGCCAUGGGUAUCUCGAAUUCUUGCUGUUUCAUGUGUUUCUUUGGCAUUGAAGAUGAGAAAAACAGAGUCUUCCGCCAUUGAUAUCCAGAAUGAUAAUGGAGGAGGGGUUAUAUUCGACACAGAAACGAUUCAUCGGAUGGAAUUAUUAAUCCUCGGAGUUCUCAAAUGGAGAAUGCGUUCUAUAACCCCAUUCUCUUUCAUUAACUUCUUCAUAUCAUUCUUCAAAUUGAUGGAUCCUUCUUUCACACAGUCACUAAAAACUCGAGCAAAUGAUAUCAUCAUGAAAGCUCAAAAAAAUGACAUGAAUUAUACAUUAGAGUAUAAACCAUCUAUAAUGGCGGCCUCAGCUCUUCUUUCCUCCUGUCAUGAACUAUUUCCAUUGCAAUUUUCCUGUUUCAAGAAUGCCAUUUCUAACUGUUCAUAUGUGAAUCAGGAAGAGCUUUAUAGAUGUUUUGAUUUAGUGAAAGAGAUUGCUAUGGAGGAAUAUGAAUGUGUUAUGGAUAGGGUUUGUAGGUCGAGAUUAACGCCGGUGAAUGUUCUUGAUGAGCAAUGGUGGAGCUUGAGUAGCUCCGAUGAGAUGACGGUGAUCGUCGGCGGCGACGGAGGUGGAAGUGAAACAGUAAUGAAACGUAGAAAGACCGGCGGCAGUGGGUUGGGAAAUGAUAAGUCAUUUCAGCUUUCAGAGAUUCAACAGUUCUGAGUGGGGAAUAGCUGGUCAAAGCCUUCAAUUUUCAUUAUUAUUAUUAUUAGUUGUUGGUACUGUAGAUUUUUAAAAGAAAAUUUUAAAUUAUUAUUAAAACUAAUAGUAGUAUAUUAAACUUUGUUAUCUUAUUUUAUUUUUCAACAAAUUUAUAAGUUUACUUUAUUU